Pyricularia oryzae 70-15 is the source of this 1630-nucleotide messenger RNA. RefSeq lists its product as uncharacterized. The record is from RefSeq and is a predicted model, not a curated record. Lineage: Eukaryota; Fungi; Ascomycota; Sordariomycetes; Magnaporthales; Pyriculariaceae. Bases 320 to 1306 code for a protein of 328 amino acids. The transcript is spliced from 4 exons.
GAAGCAGUCAGUGACAGACCGUCGACGAUAUCAUGUUCCAUAUACGUCGUGACCUUUUCGAAUAAAUGGGAGCUUUGACCUAUGACUCAAGGUGAAUCAAUUCGGUGACAUUGAGACUAGGUCUACAAUAUGUGUGCGGCUCCGCCAUAGAAAAGUAUCCGAAAAGUCUCCCUGGAGGACAAAAAUUCGUGCACUAGAAUAGUAGCAUCUCCCGAGAAGUUCCCGGCAUGAGAUAUAAGUAAAAAACCCUGAACUCGAUGAAAGACCCAGCACAGAAUUCCCAGAUCAUCACAACAGCAUCAAAGACUCAAAUCAACCAAUGCUUGGAGAAACUGGCAUCUGCCCGACAAACAUCUCACAGACAGUUGCCCAAUCACUGUUUCCUCACAACCCCUUCACCUACAGCCCUCAAACCCCAAUCGUACCCAUCAUGGCGGCCAUGAGCGACAACACCGCCGCCAACAAGAAGCACUGGGAUGUCAAGGCAGCCACGUACGAGACUGACCCCAAGUGGGAGAAGUCCAUGGCCCAACUCAUCGCCGCCGUCGAGGAGCGACGGGACUUUAUCGGCGUGAGCUGGGCAAGGAAAGGAGAGUCGGACAGGACAGUCAGGAUGAUCGACUAUGCCUGCGGUCCGGGGACGAUAUCUAGGGCCUUGCAUCCAUACGUCACCCAGUGCCGCGGCGUAGACCUGUCGACCAACAUGGUGGCUCAGUACAAAGCGCGAGCAAAGGUCGAGGGCUUGACGCCCGAGCAAAUGGAUGCCUUUGAAGGCAACAUCUUGGACGACGACGGCGCGGCGCUGUCGGACCCCACGCUCCGGGACGCCGACCUGGCCUGCGUCAGCAUGGCGAUGCACCACAUGGACGACCCGGCGCGCGUAGCCCUCAAGCUGGUAGAGCGCCUGCGGCCGGGCGGCGUGCUCUUCGUCAUUGACUUUGUGAGGCACGAGGUUCCCGGCGGCGGUUCGGGGGCCGAGCACGGUGGCCACCACCACCACCACCACCACCAUCAUCACCACGGCGGUCAUGGACAUGGUCACGGGCACAGUCACGAUGGCCACGGGCAUGGGCACGAGAAGCAGCAGCAGGAAGGAGCGGGAAUGGGAGAGGUCUUUGACGCGACGCCCACCAUUGCGCACAACGGCUUCUCCCCGGAGCAGGUCAGGGAUAUGUUUGAACAGGCGGGAGCUGGAGACGACUUUGCCUUUGAGCUGGUCGAUAGUGUGGAGAUGCCGGCCUCCUCCACGGUCAAGCCGGUCAUCUUUUUCGCUAGGGGGACCAAGAAGGCCGCUGCCUCUCUAUGAGCGGUGUAGGGCGGGGGACCAGAAAUAGUGGUUUACCAUAUAUGGAUCUCCUUUCAGUGCAAAAGUCUCACAAAGUAUCGAGACCUUAGGUUGUUUUAGACUGUUAUCCAACCAAGGUCGAGUUGCCGAUGCUCAUGCACCAUCGUGGCACAGCCUCUCGGAUGAUUUGUUUAUAGAAUAUGAUCCCAAAGUCUGACCGCAUCAAACAACCAUUUGGAGAGCAAAGAUAUGCGCCACGGCUGGAAUCAGGCUGGUCGAAAAUCGACGAACUGUGACCUGUGGUUUACCGCCCACACACCCCCUCCAGUCCAAACUUGUAAUCAA